Strongyloides ratti is the source of this 2196-nucleotide messenger RNA. Its product is annotated as MAM domain and Concanavalin A-like lectin/glucanases superfamily domain-containing protein. Gene Ontology annotation, molecular function: transmembrane signaling receptor activity. Gene Ontology annotation, biological process: regulation of T cell activation; type II interferon production; regulation of T cell migration. The coding region runs from base 1 to 2196 and encodes 731 amino acids. Gene Ontology annotation, cellular component: membrane. The transcript has 5 exons. NCBI's taxonomy places the organism in Eukaryota, Metazoa, Nematoda, Chromadorea, Rhabditida, Strongyloididae. The record is from RefSeq and is a predicted model, not a curated record.
AUGGAUGCUUUGGUGCCAAAUACUGGUGGAUCUAAUGCAUUUGUGGGAAAGAUAAUUCAAGUUGCUUUGGGACUUUUUGUAACAACAUCUAAUUUACAACAUUAUAAUAAUGAAAUGAUGACAAAUGAUCCAUCUACUUUUAAUUGCUCAUUUGAUAAUGGUUGUAGAUGGUCUUCAACAGGAACAGGAAUUGAUAUAUGGAAAAUAGCUAAAGGAGAACCGGAACCAUUAUUAUGGUUUGCUGCUACAGGGACUAUGCAAUUACCAAGGGAACCUUUUUCAUUAAUUGAGAUGCGUGGAAAUGUACCGGAUGCAUUAACAUCAGACCUUAUACCAUGUCAAUCGGAUAUAGGAAUGAUAACAUUUAUUUAUUGGUUAAUUGGAGGAGCAAAUUUUGAAAUAUGUUUAUUAAGACAAAAUAAUGAAAAAUUUAAUUGUACAGGUUUCCUUCAAGUUCCAAGUAUGCCAGGAAAAUUAGCAUUAAAUAUUCCUCCUAUAUCAUUUCCAUUUAAAAUAUCAAUUAUACCAAAUGAUAAACAAGGAUUAAUAGUUAUAGAUGAUAUUACAUAUACAUCACAAGGAUGUAAAUAUAUACCAAAAAAAUUUAAAGGGAUAAAGUCUAAUUUUUUACCAACACCUGAACCAAUAUCAUACUUUUCUGAAACUACAUCCAAAAGUGCAAGUGAAAUAAAAUUACCAUGGACAUUACCAAGUAUUGAAACUACAUCAACAACAAUUAUUUCAACUAUUUCAUUACCAAUACAGGCAAGAAAACCAAUUCAUCAAUUACCAUUAUCAUUAAGAACUAAUGCAGCUAAAAAUAUACGUAUUUCUGAGAGACCAAUACUUCCAAAAUCAAAUAAUCUUGUACCAUUUGUUAAUUCAAGAAAUUCAAAAAAUUUAAUUAAAAUUGAACAAUCAACAGAUAGUAAAGAGGAAGAAUUUGAUUUAUUAGUAAUAGGAAAUAAAACAAAACCAUUAUUUGAUAAAAGAAAAGGUAAAAUUAUAAAUGAUACCUCAGAUUUAUUAUGUGAUUUUGGUGGUGAUUUUCCAUGUUUAUGGGGACCUGAAGCAGGAAGAUGGGCUAUUAUAGAUAAAGGUGCUAUACCAUCUUUUGAGGAAUCAAAACCUAAAGAACUUCCAUCAUAUCCAGCAGGAAUAGUUAUUCAGGGAACAUCUAUGUUUACUAGUGAUCCAUUACCAUGUCAAAUUGGAUCUGGAAAAUUAUUAUUAAGAUAUUGGAGUAAUGGAAAUGUUAAAUUACAAGUAUGUGCAUUGGGUUAUAAUGAAGAUAGUACAACAAUUCAAUGUUCUGAACCAUUAAUUGAUGAAACAAAAAAAAAUGACGAUUCUUCACUUGUUAUAUUUGAAUUUAAUGAUGACAUGAUGGAACCAUUUACAUUAAAUUUAAUUCCUGAAUGGGAAAAGAAUUCAAAAAAUGAGUAUUUAAUUAUUGAUGAGUUAGCAUAUGUUGGAGGAUGUGAUAAUGAUGUUAAAGAGAAUCUUCUUAAUAAACAAAUUAAUGAAAAAACUACUCCAAUAACAACAACAUCAAUGACAACAACAACAAUGACAAUUCCUACAACAACAAUUCCAAUAAUUCCAACAACAAUGAUUACUGAAAGAGGUAUUCAUUAUUGUGAUAUCUUAAAUUGUAAUUUUAAUGAAGAUGCUUGUCAAUAUUUAAAUCAUGGUUUAACUAAAGUUCCUUGGACAUUAAGAAGUAAAGGAUAUGGUUAUCCAUUAACAAAACUUACUGAUAUUCGUCCAUAUCCAGGACAACAAUCAUUUAUUAGCACAUUACUUUCACCAGGAGAUUUUGCUAUUCUUGAAUCUCCAAGAAUUGAUUUAAAUCAAAAUAAUGUUAUCUACUUCCAAUAUUAUAGGCCAUCUUAUUCAUCAACAAUACGUUUAUGUAUUAUUGAUAAUGAAGUGAAACCAUUUAGAACAACAAAUGCAUUUAUUCAAUGUCCACCAAUAUUAAGAACAUUAACACCUAAACAAGCAUAUUCUUGGCAAAAUUUACAUAUUGAAUUACCUCCUGGAACAGUAAAAUUUUAUUUGGUAGCACAUAAUAUGGAAACAUCUGUUGAAAAAACUGCCAUAGCUGUGGACAAUUUUAAAGUAGCUGUAUGUGAAAAUAAACAAUCAGAUUUUUAUUCAGGAAUGUCCAGAGAAGCUAAAAAUAGUGAGUAA